Messenger RNA from Lentinula edodes (shiitake mushroom), 1644 nucleotides. RefSeq lists its product as uncharacterized. The transcript is spliced from 10 exons. The record is from RefSeq and is a predicted model, not a curated record. Lineage: Eukaryota; Fungi; Basidiomycota; Agaricomycetes; Agaricales; Omphalotaceae. Gene Ontology annotation, biological process: phenylalanyl-tRNA aminoacylation. Gene Ontology annotation, cellular component: phenylalanine-tRNA ligase complex; cytosol; cytoplasm. The coding region runs from base 45 to 1643 and encodes 532 amino acids. Gene Ontology annotation, molecular function: ATP binding; phenylalanine-tRNA ligase activity; tRNA binding.
UCAGCAAGAUUUCCCGAUUGUGAACCAAUCAUCAUUUGACCGAAAUGGCCUCUGAGGCUCUACAACAGCUCAUACUUGAUACUCUCGAGAGACAAGACACGAUAAAAGACACCAGGUCUUUAAUAUUUCCAAACCAAUCGGAGCCGGCUUCCUCUCAUGAUUCCCAGAUCACCAUUCUGGGUGCUCUCAAUUCCCUUCUCAGUCGAGAUAUGAUUAAGUAUGACAGCCACGAAGUCUUCUCGUACAUACUUUCCCCCGAGGGCGCGCAAAUUGCCAAAGAAGGAUCACAUGAAGCGCGGGUCUGGGCAGCACUUCCAGCAAAGGGUCAAGGUGCACCGAUGACCCCAGCUCAACUCAAGAAGGAAGUAGGAGAUGCCACUGCAAAAAUUGGACAAGGAAAUGCGUUUAAACAGAAAUGGAUUGCGAAAGAAGGUGAUGGCUUGGUUAAAGCAGUGGGAUCUAUCAAGGAUACGACCCAGCUAGACUUGCAAGAGGUAGAAUUGACCGGCGAUCUAAAAUCAGGUGAAAAGGUUCUUGCUGAUCUGCGGAAACGGAAACUUGUCGUCCAACGAAAAGGACAGUGGUUUACCGUGCACAAAGGUGUAAACUUCAGCACAUCAAUUGCAAAACCCGAAACUGAUCUGACCGCUGAAAUGAUUGCAUCCGGUACCUGGAAGACAUCGACGUUCAAGAAGUACAACUUCGAAGCUGAAGGUAUCCCACCUGCAGGCGGUGCUUUACACCCAUUACUCAAAGUGCGAGAAGAAAUUCGGAAUAUCUUUUUAGAAAUGGGUUUCGCUGAAAUGCCAACCUCAUCCUUUGUUGAAUCUGCCUUUUGGUGUUUCGAUGCGCUGUUUGUACCUCAGCAACACCCCGCGAGGGAUCUCCAGGACACCUUCUAUAUUUCCGAUCCCGUGAAAUCCCUUCCUCCGGAGCCCUCAUACUACAAGCGUGUUUCCACUGUCCAUGAACAUGGUGGUUACGGUUCCACUGGCUACCGUGCGCCUUGGUCACACGAAGAGUCUAGUAAACUUCUUUUGCGAACGCACACCACCGCAUCUUCCACGUUCAUGCUGUACAAACUCGCCGCUCGCUGUCGCGGAGAAGAGGUCGAAGGAGACGAAAAUGAGUUUACACAUGGGGCAAAGGCUACCACUAACCUUGGUGAAACUUCUGCAGACGAUGGUUUUCGACCUGCAAAGCUAUUCAGUAUCGAUCGGGUCUUCAGAAAUGAAACAAUGGACGCUACGCAUCUGGCCGAAUUCCAUCAAGUAGAAGGGGUCGUCGCGGACAGAGGACUGACUCUCGCUGACCUGAUCGGUUUCAUGAGAGUCUUUUUCAAAAAAAUGGGUAUAGAAAAAGUGCGCUUCAAACCAGCAUACAAUCCUUAUACAGAGCCUUCGCUCGAAAUCUUUGCAUUCCAUCCCAUGCUCAACAAAUGGGUCGAGGUCGGCAACAGUGGUAUGUUUCGCCCUGAAAUGCUGGAACCGAUGGGCUUCCCGAAGGAUGUGCGAGUACAUGGGUGGGGGUUGAGUCUGGAACGACCUACAAUGAUUCGCUAUGGAAUAAAUAACAUCCGGACGCUUCUGGGACACAAAGUAUCUAUCGAGGGUAUUGAAAACUCUGCGGCAGUCAUGUUUUGAG